CUUUUUCAUUAGUAUUUCGAUUGAUACCUGGUGAGAUCAGUAAAUUUUUGUCCACAGUCCACACAUUGAAACAUAAAACAAAGAGAGUAACAGUGAAGUUAGCAACUACUAGAAAUGCUGAUCAUGCUAUUAACAAUAUCCGUACAAUUGUUGUAUGUUCAUUCAAAUCCCUGUCGGUGGUUAGACGAAGGUGUUGGUUGCGUUAUUAAGUGUUUUCAAGACAGUGGCGGAUCCUCAACUAAUAUACCCGGAUACGUUCAAACUGUUUAUGACGAAUUUCCGAAUUGCCAUUCGACUGGAGUAAAAUUAAUUUUACCGAGAGAUGUCACCAGUUACACUGUAAAGGCAAAUUGGUUGUCUACUCUUAAUAUUAAUCUUACUGACUUAGAAAUUGAUGCUGAAUAUAUUUCCGUUUUCGAGUCGAAUGUUUUCACAUCGGCCGUUUUCGCCACGGUAAAAAAGUUGACCUUCACGAAUUUUCGACUGAUUACAUCAGAAGACUAUGAUAUAAAAAAAACCAUUUUCAUCGGAUUCCAUGCGUUGGAAGAUCUGAUGAUAACCAAUUCAAUAGUAAAGAUAUGGAACGGAGGCUGGUUGGAUAAUGUUAACGGUACUAUCAAAUCACUCCUAAUUACUGGUGUGGGACAGGAGUCACCAAUGGAGAUUGAAAACUUAACCGGCGGCACGUUGUCACGGACUCUGUCGAACGUUGAAUACGUAAAAAUCCAGUAUAAUCUAACAAAUUCCGUUAACCACUUAAGCUUCACAAGUAUUCCGAAUGUUAGAGAAUUGGAUCUGUCCGACUGUAGUAUAACCGUCAUCAAAGAGUUUACAUUCGAAAAAAUCGGUUCGAAAUUGCAAUUGUUGAAUCUUGAACGAAAUAAUUUAAAAACUUUGCCUUCUGGCAUAUUUAGCAGUUUAUACUUAAGUUCCAGUACAGUCUAUCCCUCACUAGAUAUAAAUUCAGACGAGUUACAAAUCCUAAUGAGUGGUAACCCCUGGAACUGUACCUGUUCACUAGAACAUUUUAAAGAUCUUUUGAAUGCGAACACAAAUUUUGUCGGAGGAGUUGUAUGCUCAACUCCCGAUGAAAUAGAAAAUUAUCCAAUGAAAGAAACUGAAUUUUGUCCUUUCCCGGUCACGACAACGACCACGACCACGACCACCACAACAACAGAAAGUACGACGGUUCCUGUUGAUAACGGUAAUAUCAAUGAGAUGGAAUGUUCUACACUCAGUGAUGCUGAAAGUAAAACUAAGAUUUCCAUUCAACCACGAAUGCAGCAAAUUCGACUGACUAGAACUUUGGGCGGAGUUUCGAUAAAACUACAAAAAUAUUCAACGGACUUGAUCCUUAUUUGGUCAGCUGACGACGGCUUGGAGUACUAUGAAAAUUCAAGUAUAUCCGACUGCGUCGCUAAUUUGUCCAACCCGAUUCUCAUCGGCGACUUGGAAAAAGACACCAGCUACACAUUCUGUUUAAUGAAUAUUUCGCAGCAAACCGUGUCGCCGUUGGACUGUGUCUCUUACUACAAUCAUGGUGAAGAAGAACAGCUGGCUGCAGUUUGGUUAUAUGCAAAUGACAAGCUGUUAACUAUUUUUCUCAUUGUCAUUGUAUGCAUUGCAAACAUUUUUAUUGGUUUGGUAAUUGGUGCAACGUUCAUGAAAUACAAUGGAUACGAAUCAUUUAGUUUUCGAAUGGUCUUUCAGUGUUGGAACGGUCGGAAUGACUCUAAAAAAUGUACCGAUAGUACGGCAGAUGAUAGAGCACCGCCACUGCCACCGCAUCCACUGAGGGAUAUAAAGGGUGAAGAGGUCUAUUAUUAUUAGUUGCAUUAACGGUAAAACCAAUUGUAUAACCUAAGCUAAGAAUCUAGGUUAUAAAAUGUUGAAACACAAAACUUGAAAUAUAAAUGUAGUCAACAGUGAUUACGCAACGC
Molecule: messenger RNA, 1940 nt
Organism: Bradysia coprophila
Lineage: Eukaryota; Metazoa; Arthropoda; Insecta; Diptera; Sciaridae
Cellular component (GO): plasma membrane
Molecular function (GO): protein binding
Source: RefSeq, a predicted model, not a curated record